Molecule: messenger RNA, 1854 nt
Organism: Lindgomyces ingoldianus
Lineage: Eukaryota; Fungi; Ascomycota; Dothideomycetes; Pleosporales; Lindgomycetaceae
Exons: 6
Coding region: 317-1714 (465 amino acids)
Source: RefSeq, a predicted model, not a curated record
AGGUGCCCCUUCCUCAAUGAAUUCUUAAGGCGACGCGCGACGGUUGCUGCCCUUGACUACCCUCUUUACCGCCUCCCGUCAAUUGUUCGAGAAUUGCACUGAAGGGGUUAUUAGGCUAGUAUCUCGCAAAUAUACGCAGAGCCUUGAAUGGGUGGAACGUGUAAGGUUACACAACCUUUCCGGCGCACCGACAUAAUUCUCCGAGAUCUUAAUGUUUGGAUUCGAGCUAAAUUAGCAUCGGAAGCUGGAAGUCAGCGUUCAUUCAAUUCAACUUGAAACCUUCUCCUGGUAGAAGAAACGUUUGGCUUCGUACUAGAUGAUGACGCAUUUGGACCACAUCAAUGAUGACGUUGAAUCGACGCAUGAAGGGCUCACAGCCUUACCGAAAUGGGAGGGCAUUCGAAUCCCUAAUAGACCACCCAUCCAGAAAGGUAGCCGAGGCUUAAUGCUCAAUGAUGGCUUUAUGAAAGAGAUCUUAGGAGCCAGACCUCGGUCUAGCGCAAGCGAUCCAGCAGAAGAAGAAAACCCCAAACAUUCGCGGAUGAUGAUUUGGUUAGUGUUGAUGCUGGUAAUUUUACUUGCUUUGGCUAUUGUCCUUGGAGCGGUCCUGGGAACGUUCCUCAACCCGAGUGGCCAGUCACGCCCCCCUAAUUCAUCAGUUACAGACAUUCCAGCUGUUCCAACACCAACUAGCGGCAUCGCUUCUCCUAAUGGGACUCGUCCCCCGUCCCUUGCGGUGACUGGAUGGAAUGUCGCAGGACCUUCAGGAUACUUCACUGUGUGGUUGUUCUCCCAAGAUAGCAAAGGGUUCUUGUCUCGAUCUACUUUCAACUCAAGCACUGGCAACUGGACUCGAGUGUCUCACUUUUCCACUGCCAAACGAGGAAGUCCUCUUACGGCUACCGCUUUAAAUUCAGAGUACUAUGCAAACCAAGGGAACUACAGCUUUAGCGGCAUUCAAUACCAAGCAGAAGUAGUCUAUCUCAACGAUCUCAACUACGUUUCGGAAUGGAUUUUUCCAGACAAUGGGCCUACAAUUGGACAACCUGGGUCGCUAGACCAGCAAAGGUAUACAGCGUCCGAAAGUUCAAAUCUUGCGUUUUACUGGCCAAAGCUUGUGUACCAAGGGCUGGGUGGAGAGCUUCGUGGAGUCAAUUUUGAGUGCCAUAAGAAGAACCAGUGUUGGCAUGAUUCUGUCCUACGAUCGACCGAACCAAGCAAUGGUACUCGAUUAGCUUUGGUACCAUUAACAAACAACCUCUCAUCUACUGCAUUAUUUUACAGGCAGGAAGAUGGUUCAUAUGUUAACUAUAAGGAAGAUGGCGGCCAAGCGUCCGUGAUAUGGAGGAAUAGGGCAUUCUCAGGCCUUGUACCAGCAGACUCUUCCCUAGCUGCAUUCUCAACUACACGCCCCGGGAAGACUGUCUCAAGUUUAAACACCUACCUCCUUUGGCAAGACAAAAACGGGACGAUGCAGGUUAGUUGGUCAGACACAGACGAAGGGUGGAAAGGCCCUGUUACGCAUCCUGCUUUCGAUGGUGCCGAUAAAAACACCGCAAUCACAUGUUUGACCGGCCUUACUUUCCCUAAUUUUCCCCUUCCGGUUGGUUCAGAGCUCUCUCGGUGUUAUUUUCAAGCAAGGGGUUCGGUCCGAGAGGUAAGCUUUAACGGAACAAGCUGGGAUACUGUUGGCAACGUCCCUAUUGAUAUUUAACACUCCUUCACAUAUCUCUUCCUCUUUGGCUCCUUCUCGAUAGCUACCGUUUAAUCAUUUUAAUGGCGACGUUGGAGGCCAGUGUACGAUAUGCCUAAAAUAGCAAGCCGGACUCGCCGUCAGCCACAACCCGAGUUCGA